AUGUAUACAACCUCCGCGCCCGCCCAGGUUAACGGCGGCAGCGGCAUGGGCAACAACCGCGUCGACUCCGGGACUAUCAACCCCGCGGAUCUCAACUCUCCCAUCUCCCUUCCAUCUACUGUGCUUGCUACGGAUCUCACCGCUGACGCGACUGGCUCCCGCGGCAUCAAGCGCAGCCGUUCAGAAGACCAGUAUGGCGAGCAGCUCGCCGACCAGGAUAUCGAAGAUGACAGUAGGCGCAAAAGAGGGCGACCCCCAAAAGCCACCCGCCCGCCGAGCACAUCCAUCAUUACCGCCAGUCACAACAACCUCAGCACCAACGCCAGCGGCAACAGCAUCAACCUCAACAACACGCCCAUUGUUGCUACGACGAUAACGACAGCUGCAGCGGCCAUGGCGUCCUCGCAGUCGCCCCUCCAGACGCCUAGAAUAGCCCCAGAUAUCCCCCUUCAGUCAUCUCCGCCCAAGGCUACGCCGACAAAAUCCGUCCUCAAAGCCCUGCCCACAGUCCGAGACCACACGACAGACCAGCUAGGAGAAGACGGCGAUGAGUAUAUUCCCAAAGAGUUCGAUGCAAACGGCGAGAAGAAGGUCGACGGGCUAGGCUAUCUGCAGGAUACCCGUACCUACAAGUGUCGCACUUUUCGCCUCUCAAACCGCGGCAACAAGCUCUUCAUGCUGGCUACAGAGUGUGCGCGCGUUCUAGGCUACCGCGACUCUUACCUCCUCUUCAACAAGAACAGAUCUCUAUUCAAAAUUAUCGCCAACCAGGCCGAAAAGGACGAUCUGAUCGCGCAGGACAUCCUGCCGUACUCGUACCGCUCGCGCCAGAUUGCCAUAGUUACUGCUCGUUCCAUGUUCCGUCAGUUCGGCAGCAGGGUCAUAGUAAAUGGCCGACGCGUGCGCGAUGAUUACUGGGAGAGCAAGGCUAUUAAACAAGGGUUUACAGAAGAGGACAUGGCUGGCGAGAAGCGUCCAGGAGCAGGAAAGGCACGGGAGGCUGCUGCCGCCGAAGCAGCCGCUUCGAUGAAUGCCAUGCCCUCACUUGGUCAUAACGAUGUCAUCUAUACCAACACCUCGACCGACGCUCACGGCCUACCUUCGACACUCUCGCAUCCUGCCUCGCUUGCUCCCUUGCCCAUGAUCAACCCCGCCCCGUCUGAUGAUCCACGUCUUCGCGAAUACAACAGCCUCCCACGGCCUAGGCAGGAUCUAGGCGGCCAGCCAUACCAGGACCGCUCCGUCCCCAGCGCUGCCGCUGAUAUCGUCAAUCAGGCUUCGCAUACGGCAGAGUUUAGUAAGAUCCUUAAUCAGCAGCGAAGUUUCCGCGCGAAGGGUCUAGAGGAUCACUGGAAUAGGCCGCGCGAGAUUCCGAUAUCAGACGUGAAUGUUCAAACUCUCCCGUCAUCCACCGGUGGCAGCCAGCUUAACACAAACCUGCAAUCUCCCCAGCUCAACUCCUCGGGCAUGAUUUCCUCCUUGCAGCCGCAGCCUCUGCUGCAACAGCCACAGACCGUCAUGACACCCCAUACAUCAUACUCGCCGGCUCUCCACCACCAGCAACAGCAGCCCCAGCAUCACCAGCAACCCCAACACCAGCAACCGUCCAUGUCACCUCCACUUCGCACUAUGCAACAGCAGCAAGGCCAUCACCGCUCUCCAAACAACCCCAUGUCACUUCCUCUCUCCUCCACACCGGUCUCACUUCCUGUGUCCUCCCAGUCAUCGCUAUAUGCAUACCCGCAACAGCAAUUCUGGGGAGCUCCACCACAGCAACCACUUCCACAUCAGCAACCACAGCAACACCAUCCAUCUCAACCAUCACCUUCACACACACAACAUCAACCCCAACACCAUCAAUCGAUUGGAAUGCAGCAUCCACAGUAUGCAUCUCCACUGCAUAACCAACACCAUCCACACCAUCCAUCACAAUCACCAGGCCAACGGCAACUCGCCUCCCCACAGCUUCAACCACAGCAGCAACAACCCCAUACACAGCAGCCAGGUAUGAAUUCUAUGGCCUACCCGGGCGUAGUCAACACGGCAUAUUCCAUGGCAGGACCAGGUGCGGCCGCUGGGGCAAGAAUGUACACUUCUCCAGGCAUGAUACAACAGCCCUUCGGAAUGGGAGUUGGAGGUGUUAGUGCUGGUGGUGCUGGCAUGAUGCCAGCCGUAUCUGCGGGCACCGGCGCUAGUUUACCUUGGUCGCCGACUGGACCACAGGGACAGGGCCAGGCAGGCCCGCAGGGAACACACGGUUCAUGGCCUGGGACUUACUAG
Nannizzia gypsea CBS 118893 is the source of this 2280-nucleotide messenger RNA. RefSeq names its product chromatin structure-remodeling complex protein RSC7. The record is from RefSeq and is a predicted model, not a curated record. NCBI's taxonomy places the organism in Eukaryota, Fungi, Ascomycota, Eurotiomycetes, Onygenales, Arthrodermataceae. Bases 1 to 2280 code for a protein of 759 amino acids. The transcript is spliced from 3 exons.